Molecule: messenger RNA, 2013 nt
Organism: Trifolium pratense (red clover)
Lineage: Eukaryota; Viridiplantae; Streptophyta; Magnoliopsida; Fabales; Fabaceae
Exons: 1
Coding region: 1-2013 (670 amino acids)
Source: RefSeq, a predicted model, not a curated record
AUGACAAUAGACGCCGCAGCUGGUGGCGCACUUAUGGAUAAACCAUACAACCAAGCCUAUCAGCUUAUCGAGAGCAUGGCUCAGAACCAUUAUCAGUGGGGAAAUGAGAGAACAUCCGUAGAGAAGCCUCAAACGAAAGGCGGUAUGUACGAAGUAAACGAGCUUGACCUUGUUAAAGCUAAACUUGAAGCUCUAACUCAAAAGAUGGAGAGUAUGACCACAACACCUGCAGCCACCAUGGCUGCAACAAUUUCAAAUUGCGAACUAUGUGGAAUUCAAGGGCACAAAAUCGCUGAAUGUCAACUCUUAACGGAAGUUCCCCCAGACCAAGUAAACUACACUCAAGGAAACCCUUACAAUCAAGGUCCGAGGAACCAUCCAUACCUUUCGUACAAAAGUAACAAUGCUCUAUAUGCACCUGGCCAAGCACCUACUCCUUCACCACCAGGAUUCCAAAAACUUGCUUUCAAUGCUCCUAGGAAGUCUAAUCUUGAACUAUUAGUAGAAAACUUCAUAGCUACCCAGACUCAAACCAACCUUCAAACUAGUGAGCAAAUUAAACAAAUAACAAGCAAGUUAGAUGUCUUGACCACUCACACUAGGAUGCUAGAAACUCAAAUAGCACAAGUAGCACAAAAACAAGCAUCAACUGCUGCUCCCGCAGGCAUUUUUCCAGGCCAACCUGAGCCAAACCCAAGGGGACAUGUUAAUGCUAUUAUAUUAAGAAGUGGGAACCGAUACGAAGGACCAGCCGACCCUAGAACCAAUACUCCAACCAUACACCAAGACUCAGAUGAGGUAACCAAGGGAGAGAGUGAACAAAACAUAAAAGAUAAAGAAAAUAGUGGGGAGGAAAUCAUAGAAAAGAAGAAACCUUAUAUACCCCCACCACCAUAUCAACCACCCAUCCCGUAUCCUCAAAGAUUUGAGAAAUCCAAAAGCGAGGGACAGUUUAGGAAAUUUGUAGAACUUCUAAAAAAAUUGAACAUCACAAUACCUUUUACGGAAGCCAUUACCCAAAUGCCCUCAUACGCUAAGUUUCUCAAAGAAAUUUUAACUAAAAAGAAAAAGAUCGAGGAUGAGGAAAUCGUUAUGCUUACUGCCGAGUGUAGCGCCAUACUCCAAAAUGAUAUGCCUCCUAAGCUAAAAGACCCAGGAAGUUUUUCCAUACCCUGUGUAAUUGGAAAUUAUGUAAUAGAUAGGGCCCUAUGCGAUUUAGGAGCCAGUAUCAGCUUAAUGCCUAUGUCCAUAUGCGAAAAACUUAAUUUAGGAGAAUUGAGACCAACUAAAAUGUCAAUACAAUUCGCUGACCGUUCUGUCAAAUACCCCUUAGGUAUACUAGAAAACGUGCCAGUACGUGUAGGUCAAUUCUAUAUCCCUACCGAUUUUAUAGUCAUGGACAUAAGGGAAGAUUCCAAUACACCUAUCAUUUUAGGAAGGCCAUUCUUAGCAACUGCCGGAGCCGUAAUAGAUGUAAAGGAAGGAAAGCUAACGUUUGUAGUAGGUGAAGAAAAAGUCGAAUUUAUUUUAACGCAACUCAUGAAAGCACCAGCUAUAGACGAUAGUUGUUACAUGGUAGAUGUCAUCCAAGAAUGUAGAAAAGAGAGUGAGAAGGAUCAAACUAAACAUUCUGAAAUUUUAAAAGCUUCCACCCCUCCAACUCAUAAAAAUGGUGAUGACGACCUAGCUAAAUGUUUAGAGAUUACACAAGUUCCUAAACCUAGCCAUGUUAAACCAACUUUAAAACUAAAAACUCCAUCAAGACUCCAAAAAGGAACCCCUGUGGCUCCGAAUAAAUUAAAAGGUCCCGUUUCUAAGAAAAUACCUCCCGACAUAUUAAAAGACCACCCAGAAAAUAACAUCGCUCAAAAUAAAAUACCCCCGGGUGUCUCUAAGAAAAAGAAAGAAAAAAAGAAGAGAAGACCUAUGAAAUGGUCUGACAUUUUCAAAUGGAGACCCAAGAAUAUUGAGCAUAAUUUAAAAGAUGUGAGUCUAGAGGAGGAACCAUGUUGA